AUGUCCAUCCGCGUGCUGAUCAAAGAAUACCCGCACCGCGCCAUCGCCCUCAGCACGCCCUUGCACGCCCUCGUCCUCCGCCAUAGCUCCUCCUCGACCGAGCACAAUGCGAACCCGAACGCCUCGUCGACGUCGCUGGGAAGCAAUGGCGCCAGUGCCGCGCGCUGCAUGGUCGAGUUCGCGCGGACAGAGGACGUCGACCUGAGCGACUACCGCGCCCUGCACUCGGCCAACGCGCACGGCACCCUAGGACUCAUCUCCGUAAACGGCGAUGUUUUCCUCGUGGUCGUCAACGGGGCGAGCAAGGUGGCGACGGUGCGGCCUGGCGAGACGGUGCAGCGCAUCCACUCGGUGGGCUUCUACUGCCUGACCAGCUCCAGCUACGAUGCCCUCCUCAACGACGAAGUGAACCCCUAUCCCACCGACACCAUCGACGACGAGGGCUACGAGAUGGGCUUCGGAGGCAGGAAGGAGCAGUCGCCGCUCGAGCAUCCGUGUCUGGCGCUCAAGAAGCUGCUGAGCAGUGGCACCUUCUACUACAGCUCAGACUUCGACUUGACACGCCGGUUGCAGGACAGGUCAACAGACGCCGCGACCGUGUCCAUUGAUAGUCUGGAUGCUGGCUUCCUGUGGAACUCAUACAUGAUCCAGCCGCUGGUCGACUUUAGGAGCAGGCUUGCACCGCGGGACAAAGAGGCGCUGGAUGCCUCGGGUAUCUUGACGUCUGCCAUUCGUGGCUUUGCACUUACUGUUACGGUACCUAUCGCAUCGGCGCCUAUCAAGGUUCGCGGAUCGGGCAUGCCGUCUUCUAUGACACUGAUCUCAAGAUUGUCCUGCAGGAGAGCGGGAACGCGCUUCAACUCCCGUGGUAUCGACGACGAUGGCAAUGUAGCCAACUUUGUUGAAACAGAAACCAUAUACUGGGCGCCAUCGGGUGUCUGCUUCUCGUACGUCCAGAUACGAGGCAGCGUUCCCAUAUUCUGGGAGCAGCAGUCUGGGCUGCUUCCAGGCCAGCAAAAGAUCACUAUAACGCGAGGCCCUGAGGCUACCCAGCCUGCUUUUGACAAGCACUUUGAGAGCCUCGAGCUUGCCUACGGCGCUAUGCAUGUGGUCAACCUGCUCAGUAAUGAGAAGCCGAACGAGAUAGAGCUCACUCAUAGGUAUCGGGAUCACAUCAAGAACAGUCCAUUGAACUCCGGUGUGGAAAAGAGCGAUCGCGAACACGAGCUCAUCAAGCUCACCGAAUACGACUUCCAUGCAGAGACAAGAGGUCCGGGUGGCUACGAAAUGGCCAGCAUGAUCGCACGGUGGAUCCAGCAGUCGGCUGAUGGCUUCGCAUACUAUUUGUCCGAAGAUGUGGAUGAACACAUCAGGUCGAAUGGACAAGACCAUGUCGUGAAGCGCUCGACACCCAUCCUGGGCCAGGAAGGUGUUUUCAGAACGAACUGUCUUGACUGUCUGGAUCGGACGAACCUCGUGCAGACCAUCAUCAGCAAGAUGGCGCUGGAGAUCUUUCUCGGCCACAAAGGACUGGGAGCAAGCCAGGACUUCUGGGUUCGGCAUUCGAGCAUGUGGGCAGACAACGGCGAUGCCUUGUCCAGAAUAUACGCAGGCACUGGAGCGCUGAAGUCGUCCUUCACAAGACACGGUAAGAUGUCGCUAGCCGGUGCCCUGGCCGACGCAAGGAAGAGCGUCACGAGAACAUAUAUCAACAACUUCGCCGACAAAGGCCGACAGAACACAAUCGAUAUGCUUCUUGGCCGGCUAAUGGGACAAGUCCCGGUUCAUCUGUACGAUCCCAUUAAUGAUUUCGUCAUCGCAGAGCUCACUCGACGAGCGCCCGAAUUUUCGGAAACGGAAGUGAUCAACUUACUCGUUGGCACCUUCAAUCUGAACGGCAAGACACAUGGCAUCGACCAGGACUUGUCGCCGUGGUUGUGUCCGGAUGUUGAUGCUUCACAGCAGUGUCCAGAGAUCGUUGCAGUAGGCUUCCAGGAGAUUGUCGAAUUGAGUCCGCAGCAGAUCAUGUCGACCGAACCGACAAGGCGGCAGGAUUGGGAAUCUGCUGUUAAGCACUGUCUGGACAAGAAUGCUGCAAGACACGGAAAAGAGGAGUACGUCCUGCUUCGAGGUGGUCAGCUUGUAGGUGCAAGCUUGUCUGUCUUUGUGCGCGCCGAUAAACUCAAAAACGUCAAGAACGUCGAGGGCAGUCUGAAGAAGACUGGCAUGUCUGGCAUGGCGGGUAACAAGGGUGCUGUUGCGAUACGCAUGGAGUACGCCAACACCUCAAUUUGCUUGGUAACAGCGCAUCUUGCGGCUGGAUUCGCGAAUUACGAAGAACGAAAUCGCGACUACAAGACGAUUAGUCACGGUUUGCGUUUUCAGCGAAAUCGAUCGAUCGAAGACCACGACACCGUGAUCUGGCUGGGUGACUUUAACUACAGAAUUGGUCUCAGCAACGACAAGGUCCAGAGGUUGUGUCAGAUGAACGACCUCGAGACAUUGUAUGACAAUGAUCAGCUCAAUCUUCAAAUGGUCGCUGGCUUGACCUUCCCGUACUAUUCAGAAGCUCGCAUAACAUUUCCUCCUACCUACAAGUACGACCUGGGGACAGACACUUAUGACACAUCUGAAAAGGCACGUAUCCCCGCCUGGUGUGAUCGCGUGCUACGCAAGGGCGACAACAUCAGGCAGAUUCAUUACGAUGCAGCACCACUUCGAUUCUCUGACCAUCGUCCUGUGUAUGCGACGUUCCAGGUCAUGGUCAGGAAGAUUGAUGACGGCAAGAAAGAUGCUCUCAAGGCAGAGCUGUACAAGUCAAGAAAAGCAUUCGUUGGAGAUACUCGAGCAGCGGGACACCUUGGCGAAGAUGAGUCGGACGACGAGGAUUUGAUCGGCUACGAAAGUGUUGAACCCGGUCUGCCGCCCGCCAGCUCAGACCGGAGGAAGUGGUGGCUUGACAAUGGUCUACCAGCUAAAGCGCGCAUCCAACCACCAUCUAAUGAUCAUAUUCCGAAUCCAAAAAGGCCCAGCAACCCAUUCACACCCAGCCCAGAACCAGACUGGGUUGAGAUCAACAAGCUGUCAAGCAGACCAGAGCCACCUCCCGCUCGCGGCUCCCAGCGAGCACGCACCAUGGACUUCAACAACCCAAACAAGCCAAGCUCUUCUGCGUCAAGCUCAACAACUAGCCUGCACCAGGCGCAACACCCCAACCCCAUGGCACGGAGAAUGAUGGCACCACAGUACGACGCCAAAGACCCCGCACAAAUCACGUACAUGGAUGGCGCACGCGAUGCCAUCAGCGACCUCCGCCGCAACGCCUCCAACGCAUCAACGCGCUCCCUCCCCAUUCUACCCAACCGCAACCUGCCACCCGUGACAUCUUCCCUGCCAGGCCCUGCGGUGCCCAUGGCCAGCAAAUCCCAAGUCCUCCGCAAGCCCGCACCGCCACCGAUACCCAACAAGAAAGCGUCCCUGCUGAGCAAAACAUCCAGUCCGUCUCCCAUGCCGCUGGCGCCGAGUUACCGCGACGACCCCACAGAGCCGCUGCCCAGACGAUCCAUGGCGCCUCCGCCUGCAAGCACGAGGAAGCCUGUGCCGAAUCUGAUGGAUGGCGAGGAUAGACCGCCUGCGCUGCCGCCGCGGACAGGGACCGGGUUGGGCGCUGGCAGUAACGGGCGGGCGCGGAACUUUUUGGACGAUGAAGGUGAUAUGAAGGGGUUGGAUGGUUGGGAAGUGUUGAGGCCGGAUAGGUCGUGA
Molecule: messenger RNA, 3762 nt
Organism: Ascochyta rabiei
Lineage: Eukaryota; Fungi; Ascomycota; Dothideomycetes; Pleosporales; Didymellaceae
Product: Phosphoinositide 5-phosphatase
Exons: 3
Coding region: 1-3762 (1253 amino acids)
Biological process (GO): phosphatidylinositol dephosphorylation
Cellular component (GO): membrane; cytoplasm
Molecular function (GO): phosphatidylinositol-4,5-bisphosphate 5-phosphatase activity; phosphatidylinositol-3,5-bisphosphate 5-phosphatase activity
Source: RefSeq, a predicted model, not a curated record